This is a messenger RNA of Trachemys scripta elegans, 7732 nucleotides long. RefSeq names its product family with sequence similarity 13 member C (gene FAM13C). The transcript is spliced from 13 exons. Bases 103 to 1557 code for a protein of 484 amino acids. The record is from RefSeq and is a predicted model, not a curated record. Lineage: Eukaryota; Metazoa; Chordata; Testudines; Emydidae.
UGUAGAGCUAACACAGAGACUUGCCUUGCAAUGCCAUGUUUCUGUAUGUGUUCCAGCAACUGAAAAACAAUUGGGGAGGCUGCCUGCUUUAUUGACUAACUGAUGUUUUCUUGUUUCUGUUUCAGUAUUCAGGAUCAUUCCUUCAACAAUACAGCUUUAGCAGAGUGUGACGAGGAUACAGAGUCUGUACAUGAAGACCAAGCAGCAAGCUCCAUCCACAGAGAUGAAAACAACAAAGAAAACUAUCCCAACAACACUACAGUCUUAGAGGACAGCCAGCCAGCAUUACAAGAUACCCAGCAGCACGUGGAACAGACAGCUCAUGACUGCACACUACGGGUUGGAAUGGGCAACUUAAAAUUAAGAAAGCCCAAAUCCAUUGCAAAACUAGAAAAUGGGAAAAACCAUGAAGAAAGUCAGGAGAUGGAGAAUGCAUUGCCAGGAUUCUCAGAAUGUCAGGGGAAAACAGGAACGUCCGCUAAUGACUACACCCAGAAUGUGGCUUUCAGAUGCCAGGAAACAGUCGUGAGACUUCAACCAAGAAUAGAUCAGUGCGCAUUUCUUUCACCAAAGGAACCUGCUGAACAACUGCAGAAUUUAAAUGAGGAAGAAACUCCUCAGGCUUUCAAGGAUCCUCCAGCCACUUCAUCAAUUCAAUCCAGUGUGCAAACUGAUGGGGCUAGUUGUGGAGAGCAAUGUCACUUCAUUUCUCCUAUUAUUGAUUUUAAUUUAAUGCAUCAGCAGAGAGAUAGUGAAGAGCCUGUACCAGCCCAUAGAGUCUGGCAGAGUGACGCAGACAACGGCCCAGAAGACCAUCACUCCUUAGGGACCAGUAGACUACUAUAUCAUAUUACUGAUGGAGAUAAUCCCCUUCUGUCACCACGCUGCUCAAUCUUUAGUCAAAGCCAGAGAUUUAAUUUAGACACAGAGUCGGCCCCUUCCCCACCAAGUGCUCAACUUUUCAUGAUGCCCAGAAGUUCUUCCAGGUGUAAUUGUGAGGACUGCAAAGAACCGCAGACAGUAAUGCAACUUACCAAACAUCUUCAAAGUCUCAAGAGAAAAAUCAGGAAGUUUGAAGAAAAGUUUGAACAAGAAAAAAAAUAUCGGCCUUCACAUGGUGACAAAACUUCCAAUCCUGAAGUCCUGAAAUGGAUGAAUGACUUGGCUAAAGGUCGUAAACAGCUCAAAGAGCUUAAACUCAAAAUGUCAGAAGAGCAAAAUUGUACCCCUAAAGCACCCAAAAGAAUUGUGCAGCAUGAGAGCACUGGAAUAUACAAGGAGACCAGGAAGCAAGAAGCAGCAAGUACUGAACCAAAUCCAUCCGUCGAAGAAACCAUGGAUACUGUAAUGAAGCGAUUAAAGGAGAAAAGACAACAGCUUAACCUCCCUGAGACUAUAAAGGAUAUGACAAAAAAGCAAAUGGCUUUGGAAAAAAUCAGUCUUCAGAAAUGUCUGCUAUAUUUUGAGAAUAUUCAUGGACGACCUAUCCAGUUAUGGGUAAUAACACCAUUUCCACAAAAGACAAAAAUAAAACCACAGCUGAAUCAUUACUGGUGAAAACUGAUGGAUAUAAAACUGAAGCAUUUUGUGCAAAAGACACAGAAAGGAAUCAAAGGAAGUGAUUGUAUUUAUGGCCCUACUCAUAACCAAGGAGAAGGAAACCAAGUCCUGUUGUACAGAGUAAAUGACAUGUUGGCUCACAGGAAGGGAUAUCACUAAUGGUUGCAUUACAGUUGUGGGAUUUUGGAUUAAAGAAAGCUGAUGAUGUCCAUUCUGUGCCCCAAAUAGGGUUAUUCAGUAGCCACAGACUGACCAAAAUUUUCUGGUGCAUGAUCUGCAAAUCCACACAUCUGAUAGAUUCUGCCUGUCAUGUGCCGUAUUUGCACUGAGAACAAUGGUGCUUUGAGACACGCUUUCUGGAAGCAAUUCUAUAAAGUGGCCUUAGAUCCAACUCUUUCCCAAACAGCUAUGCCCCUUCUUGGCUGUUUCAAUUGCCUAGGAUAUUCUUACUGUAUAUCCCUAACACUGAACUCCCGGCAGUGAGUGGCAAUGAAUUCUCAGUGGUAGAUCCUCAGCUCUAGAAAAUUUGACCUUUGUUGGUCUGCCCAAACUACAGUUUUGCGACCUUUAAAACUGUGUUUUCAGGUUAACAAUCCCUUAUUUUCAGUCAAAAAGUUUUGUGAUCUACACCCCUAUUUACAUUUACUAUAAGAGUAAAAAAUGAUUCAAUUAUAACAAUGAGACAUUUAUAUAAUUUGUAUGUUUUGAGAGGUUGACCGAAAUGCUUGACCUUGAAAGAUAAGUGUAUAGGGGAGCGAGGUUUUCUUUGCUGUAGAUUGGAAUAAAUUUCUGAUAUCUCGCAACCCUCCCCACUGAUUGCUUUAGGACAUAAUACGAACAGGUAACCUGUUAGAGGGGUUUGUUUUUGUCUUGGUUUGGAUUGGGUUUUUUAGGAGAUGGAAUGGAAGGGUGGUUAAUUUCGGUGGCAAGCAUGUAAAAUGGUUUGGUUUUGUGGCUGGAUGUGCUUGGAGGUUUUGUAUACACAUCUACUUACUGUUGGAUAGGCAGGAAAAUAUUGUCAUAUACAGUAAUAAAUAAAGCCUCCUGGGCAACAGACUCCUUGAAUGACAAUCCUUUUUAGUAGGAUAAUGUAUGACAAUGAGAUGGAAAAGUCUUAAGCAAAGCUGGGCAUUCUUUGCCUUUCAGAGAGACCUUAACAGUACCUACAUUUACCACAGCACAUUGUUCUGAAAGAGGUGAGACAGGAACUUGACUCUAGCAUCAGACCUGGUGCUCUUUAGUGGAGGCAGAUUAGAUCUCUCUGGCCUUUUAUCUGUGAAAGGAAGCCCCACAAAAUUAUAAGCAUGAAUUGUGCUGGCCUCUUACCAUCACAUGGCCUAAUUAUCCUUCCAUUUAUACCAGUGUAUAUCAGGAGUAACUGCACUGAAGUCAAUAGUGUAGAGGAGAAUCAGGCCUUGACAGUUUAGCCUUGGGGCUAGAAUAUGAUCUCAGUUGUACCAGUGUGAAUUUGAAGUUAUGCCAUUCACUUUAAUGGAGAUAUUCUGAUUUACGCUGUAAUGGCUGGAAGCAGAAUGUAGUCUAUGGACCUUUCAGUUUUAAAAUCUUGAAAGUAUUCUUACAUUUGAGCUUAUCUACAAUAUAAUAGACUAUGUAACCCUAAAAUUGUGACUAAAAGAAUAAAACUGACUAUUGUCAAAAUUGUUUUCUGUUUUUUGUUAUUGGAAUUAUUAAUAUUUGAAAUUAUUAAUAUGGGAAACCACCAAACACCAGUUUAAGCAUAAAUUCCUUUAUUAAGUCCUGAGACCAAAUGGUAUUUUAUACAGUUGCUCUAAACAUAUCUAAAAAGGCUACAUAAUAAGCAAUUUACUACAUCCAAACAGUAACAAAAUGUUUAUGAGCAUUUGAGCAGGAUAGUUACAAGCAGGCUAAGCCCAGGGGUUCUUAGGCCCACAUUGGUUGGCUCCAGCAUGGUCAGGCAGGCAUUAGCAAUGACUCCUUUGAGAGUUUACUUUUUAUACCCUUUAACAAUCAAGGGAUGUUAUUGCCAAUUACUGACUUCAGCUAAAAACCAACUGAAGACAGUUCAUCCUUAUUUCCAGUCUUAAUCCAGAGAAGAUUUACAACUUCCUUUCUUCCCCUCCUUCUUGCUGACAUACAGUUUUCCCCGUCCACCUGGGUCCACAUAGACUUUAACACUAGUGUGUGGGUUGGGGAAGGGGCAUGUUGGCUCAUUUUAAGACAGAUUCUCUGUAUUUGAUUUAAAGCCAUUUGCAGUCACCACUGUGGUCAGAGGCCUUCUUUUUAGAAACUGACCAAUUAUCUCAUUAGUUAUUCUUUGAACCAGACAUCCUCCCUGCUUUAUUCCUUCUGGCUUUACCACUUUUUAUUUUCAAAUCUUUCCUUCUAUUUGCUAGUCAGGGCCUUUCUUUACAACACAUAUAUAGACUCAAAGGCUUUAAGGCCAGAAGGGACCUUCGUGAUCAUCUAGUUUAGUCAUACAUUUCCUUAGCUUAAGUUUGGUUAACAUUAAUUCUUUAAUUUUAUACUUAUCCUACAGUAGUAUAUAGUAAAGCUGCACUCCACUUAUGUGAAAUGAUUUUGAAAAUAACGCACUUGAUUGUCAUCAGGGUCUCAGCCCAGCUGCUAUUCUUGAUGGUGUGAUAACUGGCCAAAUUUUUUCAGGUGCUGUUAUUAGUAGAUCUCUACCCGUUUCUGUCCCCCCAAAUCAGGGUGGAGAGGGAAGGGGAGAAAAAGGGGUUAGAAACUACUAACUACAUCAGAACUGACUACUAAUAUGUGUGCCCACAUGUUCUGAGGACACAAAACUGAGGGCCCAAAAUAUUUAAUUUAAAUUGGCCUUUCUAACAUAAGAACUGGUGGAGAUCAUUUUGUUAGAAAGUGCCAUCUCUGACAAAAGCAGCACCGGAGACCCUUUGAGAAAUGGUACAAUGGGGUGUAGAAAAUAUGUUUAGACUACGCUAACCAUAGACAUGAGAUAACUGUUGCCCUACAUUCAGUUCAGCUAAUUUAAUAUGUGUAGUGCUGCCUACUGGUAUUGUCUCCCACCUAAAAUCUGCUUUACUAAUAUUUUCAAAUACAGAAGAAUUGUUUGCCUGCCAUGCCAACCUAACCAAUUAUGAAGUCAGGUGUUUAUUUCCAGCAAGAAAAUAACAUUGUGCUGACAUUAAGAUAUUUAAUUGUCUAAUAAAAUACAUGAUUUAUUUUUUACAAGCUAGUCAUAACUUUAAUUAUAUUAGAAGUUGGAGAACCAAGGGUGAACUUGUAGAGGCUCUGGCACAAGGCUGCAGUGUUUGGGUUGCUAACCAUGCAGGAAAAUGUGUUAAUACCACCAUAAAAUCUGACUUCAUUGACAUUUUCACCAAUUUAAUCAAUAAUAAUAACAUUUCUAGUACUAUAGGGUUGUGUUAUAUACUCUUUUUAAAAAUCAGGAAAAUAUCUGUAAAGAGACCUUGCCAAAUAUAAGGACCAGAAUAUUUGGCAAGGUCUCUUUACAGAUAUUUUCCUUUGCUGAGCUGCCCCGGCUGUCCUUUCUGGGUGUUGAGCUCUUUUGAAGAUCUGGCCCAUUAUUUCUACAACUAUACUUAUAAAAGCAGCUAUCAUAUCCCCUAUGUAGUAAUCAUAUGGAUGUGAGGGGGUGGAAUGCAGCUCUCCUUUCAGUUAUUUGGUUACACCAUCCGUAAUUAUACCCAGGUGUUUUGUAUUCACUCACUUUUUAAAGUAAAAAAAUACCAUUACGAAGAAGUUUGGCCAGUGUAUUAGUCAACAUGAGGAUAUUUACAAUAGUUGUUUCAAGUAAAUAAUGUUACUCUUCUAUUUAUGGUGGUGGGUGUGUGAAAUCCCCUCUCCUACAGGUUGAGGCUUAACUGGGACUUAAUUAGCAUGUAGAUCAUGUGCAUAGGGGUAAACUUCAACCAGUAUCCCCUUUACUAAGUACAGCAAAUGCUGCUUAAAUUUAUUUAGUCAAACGGUAUGAUUUUAAAGAUUUGUAAUGGCAACCGCUAUAUCAACUCACUUUGCAUGUUCCAUGCUGAUUUUUUGCAGGAUGUGCAUGUAACUGCAUGAGAAUUGAUAAACUGCAGAACACAGAUUGAGGAAUAUUUCCGUGUAAUGCUAGAACCAGAACUUUGAAGACAGCACAAUAAUAGAACAUUCCUUAGUAAACAUUAUAGCAUCAUAUUAGAAAAUCCUGCAUGCUGAUUGGCUAACAAAACAUUCUAAGCAGUGUUAUCCCACCAUACUACAUUGCUGAAAAUAUUACACUUCAUAACAGUAAUAGGCAAAUUGUCAAAGAGAGCAGGCCCAAGAUGCUUACACAAUUGUGUGAUUGCAUCUAUAUGUACAGUUAGCUCGAUUGUAAGGGCAAAUCAGCCUUAGUAGCUAUGGUGUGCGCAGGAAUGCAGCCAUAGUAGCUAUUGUGCCAUGAAUGCAUGUUAGGGGCAACUGCCUAGGCAUAUAUAGAUAUAGAACUGUACACAAAUGUAGAAUGUCCCUUUCGGAAAACUUGGCUCAUAGUGACCAGCGCAGCACAUGCAUUUGUAUGUGUCAAACAGUUGUAUCAAAUGUAAGGGAUGUACUUCUGAGUAUCUACCUUUGAAGGCUAACUGCUUAAAAACAGAAAACACUAAUUAAAAACAUAUUCAGCAAAAAAAUACAGAAACUCCGUUUGUUCCAAAUAAGAUUUUACCUUUAUAUUUUUAGCAAAUACUAAAGAUCAGCCAUAAACAAAAUGUCACUGUUCUACAAACUUCACUGUGGAGGCAGGAGUGCAGUGAAAGACUACAUUUAAAAAAAAAAAAAAGGUGCCCAGUUGCUAAUUAUUAUUAAAACAGCAGUCUUAGGAAUGUUACUGGGGUUGCCAGUGAGGAUGCUGGGAAAGUCUGCUGAUAUCUUAAUAAGAGAGAGGGCUGAAUAAGAGAGAGGGCUGGCUCUUCCCUGCUUAUCUGAAAAGUCAGCCAGAGGAGACGCUAAAAGGGGCUGUAUCCUUAAAAAUAUUUUUCUCCAUUUUGGAGGUCAAGGGCAAGAAGGCCUGUCUACUGCAAUGAAAUUGAAUGUGGUGAUCGGGAGUAAAAACAGCACCCACCUUCCCCUACAGAAGGCAACUAUAUAGGGUAGAAGGAGCACUCACAGACUACAGUGAAGAAUACUUUAAAGAUACCCCAUAACUGGAUUAGAUUAGACAAGCUGAUGGCAUUCAGCAGCAUUCCUCUGCUCUCUCUUCCUUACUCCAUAUAUCCCGAUAAGUUUCCAUUUCUGGGCUAUUGCCCAUGCCUGCAGUCUAUCCAUAUCCUUCCACCUCUGCCCCCACAUACUCACCUGCAGUUGUGGAGAUGAUUUCUACACAGUAGAGCAGCAGCAACUCCCAUGAGUGCUUAAUUGGUCAGUAAAAAGAACAGGAGUACUUGUGGCACCUUAGAGACUAACAAAUUUAUUAAUUGGUCAGUGUGGGGAUUGACAGGGAUUUGAGAAUAGGGUGUUGUGGAGCACAGGGAGGUGAUGAACUCAUUUGCAGGUAAUUCCUUUCUGAUAAUGUUGCCCUAGGACAGGUAUGAUGAAAUCAUAGAACCACAGAGUUAGACAGGACUACAAGGGUCAUCUAGUCUAACCCUCUGCCAAGAUGCAGGUAUCCUACACAGUUAAAUAGAUUAGGUAUGUUUUUACCUCUUCGGGCUACCGUGACUGGCCAACUCUUUCUUUUAAUAGAGUAGGAUGGCCUGUUGCACAGCCAGAAUCCAUAGCCUUUACAUGAUUUAUGCAAUUUGAUAGGCUGUAAGUAUUUUUGGUUGGAUUGGGUUCAUAGUACACAAACUAAAAAACAAAAAGCAUUAUCCCUAAAUUAGGCACAUCUGAUGCUCAGGGGUUAACUAGAGAGAGAACAGAGAAAACUAACUCCUUUAACAAUAUUGGCAUCUUCAGAAGGGGAAAUGUAACCAGUUCACCCUUUUCCCAAAAUUAAUGCGGCAAGGAGGCAAAGAUUCCACCUUGUAUAUUUUUCAUUAGAAUAUAGGUUUACACUUUUGUUUUCAAAUUGUAAACUGUAAUGUUUUAUGAAUUAUGCUACCAUUACCAUAAAUAUUCAUAAAUAUUACCUAAAGCAAUAUUACAUGUAAGGCCAAAUUCUCCUUAGCUACACUGAGAGCAGAAUAUGGCCCAUAAUGCUUGUUUUUUAGAAGAAUAUACUUUCUUAUGGUUU